Molecule: messenger RNA, 4871 nt
Organism: Elgaria multicarinata webbii
Lineage: Eukaryota; Metazoa; Chordata; Lepidosauria; Squamata; Anguidae
Gene: C1S
Product: complement C1s
Exons: 12
Coding region: 300-2387 (695 amino acids)
Biological process (GO): complement activation; proteolysis
Cellular component (GO): extracellular region
Molecular function (GO): calcium ion binding; serine-type endopeptidase activity
Source: RefSeq, a predicted model, not a curated record
UGCAUUUUCUUUGGGGUAUUUUGGGCUUGGUGAAGUGGAGGAGGCAACAUUCAAACAGCAGAGGGCGAUGGAGUUCUGCAGUUAACUAAUGUUCUAACAGUUUGGAAAGUGGGUAUGUGUUGCUCAGGGAUGUGAAGGCGGAGAUAGAAGAGACCCAGAGAGAAACAGUUGCAGAGACAAGGAGUAAAAGCCAGUUCUACUUCAGGGGAGGAAGCAAUUGACCCAUCUACCGAGCGGUGCGUUCCAUUGAUCUAAAUCUGCUGAAGUCCAUCCACUGUGGCUUUGAGGAAGAACCCUAAAUGGAGCUUUGGCAGAUGUGGCACUUCAUCACCUGCUUCCUCCUGGCUUGUACAGAAGCAACCUCCAUGUAUGGAGAAAUCCUGUCUCCAAACUAUCCUCAGGCAUAUCCCAAUGAUGCUCUGAAAUCCUGGGAAAUCAGAGUUCCUCCCGGAUAUGGCAUCCAUCUCUACUUCAUCCAUUUGGAUAUAGAGCCAUCUCAAAACUGCGAGUAUGACUUCGUGAAGGUCCUGUCUGGUGACCAUGUUGAGGGACAACUCUGUGGACAGAAGAUAAGCCAACCUCCUGGCACUCAUAUCCUGGAGGAGUUCCACGUCCUUUACAAUACCUUGACUGUCACCUUCCAGUCUGACUUUUCCAAUGAAGAGAGAUUUACUGGGUUUGCUGCCUAUUACAUUGCAAAGGAUGUGAAUGAGUGCACAGAUUUUGUGGAAGAGGCCUGCAGUCAUUACUGCAAUAAUUACAUUGGUGGUUACUUUUGCUCUUGCCCGCCUGAAUAUUUCUUACAUGAGGAUGAGAAGACAUGUGGAGUGAACUGCUCUGGGAACGUUUUUACUGAACUGUCUGGGGAAAUCACCAGCCCCAACUACCCCAGCCUGUAUCCUGAGAACUCGCACUGUGAUUACCGUGUAGCCCUGGAGCCAGGCUACCGCGUGGCCUUGACUAUCGGGAGGAACGACUUUGACGUAGAGCCAGCUGACUCAGAAGGAAACUGCCUUGAUGCCUUAAGAUUCUCGGCAGGGGAGCAGCAUUUUGGUCCCUACUGUGGCAAUACGUUCAUCGGUCCUCCAGAAAUCAAGACUAGAAGCAAUGUUCUUGACAUUUUCUUCCAAACAGACCAAACGACACAAGGCAAAGGCUGGAAAAUCCGCUACUAUGGGGACCCAAUGCCCUGUCCCCAGGAUGUCACUCCGAACUCUGUUCUAGAGCCCAUAAGAGACCAUUACGUCUUUAAGGAUUCUGUGAUGGUGACUUGUGUUGAAGGCUAUGAGAUUGUGAUGCCACAAGGCAGCCUUAGAUCCUUCCACUCUAGCUGUCAAAGCAACGGCAAGUGGAGCAACUCUGAGCAAAGAUGUGUUCCUGUAGACUGUGGCCUGCCUGAUCAUCUUCGAAAUGGAGAUGUCACUUUCCUGUCAGGAUCUGAGGAGACCGGGUAUCAAGCCACUAUCCGCUAUGCAUGCCAUCAGCCCUAUUAUACACUGAAGGGCGAAGGAGACGGAGUUUAUCGAUGUUCCGCCAGCGGGAAAUGGGUGAAUAAAGAAGAGAAAACAGACCUUCCGGUUUGCAUCCCAGUCUGUGGAGUUCCCCGUAGCCGCAUCGAAGGAGCAGGGAGGAUUUUUGGAGGUGUAUUGGCUAAAGAAGGAAACUUCCCCUGGCAGAUCUACUUUGAACAGCCACGAGGUGGCGGGGCUCUUAUUUCAGACCGCUGGAUACUUACUGCAGCUCAUGUGCUGGAUGGACACUCAAGCCCAACCAUCUAUGCUGGGCGGCUCAUCGUUGGCAAAAUGUCCAUGCAGACUGCUAAGCCACUAGAGGUAGAUGCUACCAUCAUUCACCCAAACUGGACCGAGACUGUGACCGAACCCCGGACAAACUUUGAUAAUGACAUUGCUCUGUUGAGAUUGAAGGAACGCUUGACGAUGGGCCCCACCAUUUCAACCAUUUGCCUACCAGGUACAUCUCCAGAAUAUGAUCCACAAGUUGGGACUAUAGGCUUUAUCGCUGGCUGGGGCAAGACAGAGAUCGGUAGACUCUCGGCACAGCUCAGAGCGGCCAAGAUCCCCGUGGAGAGCAUGGAGAGGUGCGAAAGAGUGAAGCCAGAUGUGCCCAACGGUGAAGCUGCCGGUUCUUUCUCUUACAUUUUCACAGAAAAUAUGAUUUGCGCUGGGGAUGGGCGGCAGGACAGCUGUAAUGGGGACAGUGGUGGGGCGUAUGCCAUCCUAGAUCCCCGUAAUGAGGAGCGGUACUAUGUUGCUGGCCUAGUCUCUUGGGGGCCAAAAUGUGGCACCUAUGGCCUUUACACGAAGGUGGCCAAAUAUGUGGAUUGGAUUACAGGGGUCAUAAACCAGUAUGAAGAAUCAGAAGAAUAGAUGCACCCCAUGCCAGGGACCUGUCUCUGUAGGCACCCACAGCUACCUUGACGUUUUCUUCAAUCCAAAGGGCUAACGCAAGAGAGGGAAGUUUGGCGUUCAUGUCCGUAUUAUUGCAACCUGCUUCACACUGUUGGUUUCCUCCGUCUUCACGAACAGCAAAAUAGCAGCCACCAAGCGCCUUUCUGUCUCUUUCUUGGUUCCAAGUCCUUCAUUUAUUUUUUGAUCUUUGGAAACUGCCGUUUUCCACCUGCAUGACCAGUAAAUUUACAUCAAUCCCAGUUAAUAGGAUAAGAGUAUUGCAUUUGUAGUCUCCCAGGGUUUCAACCAGUUGGGCAAGGCAUAGCUAGCCCUACCAGGAGAUUAGGUGAGGUGGCCAUUUCAGGCGACAGGUAACUGAUGGAAGACCAUUUAAUUUUCCUGCAUCAGCCCCAUUGCAGUUAAUGGUAGUCUUCAUGGGCAGUGAUUGUCAAUGGCAACAGGGCUUGUGCAUUCUAACCUUGAAUAAGGCAGGAGCACACAUCCUUCUAACACAGCAGCAGGCAACAUUUCUGGUAAUUGUGACAUAAGUCAAGUACAAAAUGCUGCAAUAGUGCCACUCCAGCACACCCAGUGCCUGCAUGUCUUAGAGUAGUUUAGCCUCUGGAGUCUACUGAGCAGGGCUCAGGCAGCAGAAUGCUGUUGGAGAAGCAGUAAAGAGCUAGUGCCUGAAUCUAGGCCACAGCCAGGCCUGUGUACCUCCUGCUCCUGUUCCUUCAUGCCACAGACUUCAGAUGUGUGGGCCACUUCUGGCAACUGUGCCAUGGGUUGGCGACCCGUUAAAAACAGGGAAAAUAAAUAAAUUAAAGUUUUUGAAAUGGUGAGACAUUACUGUAGGGAAGGGGUACUAUGGUUUUUUUUAAAGGACUACAUGAGCAUUCAUAUGGCAAAAGUGGGUAAGUGCACAUCCUUUACCAAACCUAAUAAUAAUAAUAAUAAUAAUAAUAAUAAUAAUAAUAAUAAUAAUCCCUUUAAAAAUCGUUCCAAAAGCUGCAUAGGCAUGGUGGGAGAAGGGCUUCUUCUGAAAUAUUCUAAGUAAAAGAUGGACAAAGGUAAUGGUAGAUCAGCUGCUCAGUAAAAAUGACAAAAUGUUGACAGGUAACGAAGAUAAGGCGGAACUCCUCAACUCCUGUUAUGUCUUGUUCUUCUCCUAAAAGAGGAUCUGUGUACCAUCUGGCAUAUGUGACAAACAGGCUGAAGGGCCAGGAGUGCAGUAUUAAGCUGACAGAGAGAUAGUGAAGGAAUAUCUGAGCACCUUAAAUGAAUGAAAGUCCCCAGGUCGUUGAAGGACUCUUGGGCCCUCUAUUAUCUUAGGCCUAAUUCACACCAAGCAGGAUAUUGCACUAUAAAAGAGGUAUAUAAAAGGCAGGAGCCACACGACUGCUUUAUAGUGGUACUGAAGUGCACUGACAACUGUUGGGGCCCAUUGACACAAACCAUAUACUGCUUUCAUACUGCUUUCAUAGUGGUAUAUCCUGCUUGGUGUGGAUUAGGCCUUGGAGAAAUACUGGAGAAUGGGUGAAGUAUCAGAGGACUGGAAUAGUGGAAAUGUUGUCCCUAGUUUCAAAAAGGAAGAUCCAGGGAAAUAUUGGCCAGUUAGUCUGACAUCAAUGUCUGGGGAGAUUCUAAAGUAGAUUCUAAAGUGCUUGACCUGUUGGUACCGUAACACUAAUGCAGAGAUCAGGGCUCAGUCCUGGGCCCUGUACUCGUCAACACUUUUAUUAAUUACUUCGAGGAAGAGAUGUGAGAAUGUUUAUCAAAUUUGCAAAUAACACAAAAUUAAGUGGGAUUGCUAAUAGCUUAGAAGACCGAAACAAAAUUCAAAAUGAUCCUAAUAAGGUAGAAAACUGGACAGAAAAUAUAACAGCAGGAAAACCUUUCUGUCAGAGCAGCCAGACCAUGGAACCAUCUGCCUAGGGUGGUGGUGGGCUCUCCGUCACUAGAGGUGUUCAAGCAGAGAUUGGACAGCCAUCUGUCAGGGAUGCUUUAAACUGGAUUCCUGCACUGUGAAGGGGCUUGGACCUGAUGGCCUAAAUGGUGCUUUCCAACAUUUUGAUUCUGUGUUUUUCAUCAUCACUGAUGUUACAAGCACAAUCCAAUAUAGGAUCAUGACAGUCACAGACAAAAUGUACACCUCUCUGUUGCAAUAGGUUUUCUUCCUGGAGGGUGGGAGGCUGGAGUGCUCUUGGUGCCAAAAGAACUUUAAAAAUGUGGUUUGCUAUCACUGAAGUACAACUGGAAAAAAAUGCAUCUGAAUUGUGUGGAACAAGAAGACAAGCUGCUGAUAUCCUGGAAACAAGCCCUCACUGCUGCUGCUGAAUCUCUAUAGUUUCUAUUUGCAUGUUCAAAGCUGUCCCGGUUUUACAAAGAAGGGCAGGAAAGAACUAUUUUAAAUUCUUUGUAACACAUACCCUGAAUACAUUAAAAAGGGCACCAAAUGCAGAA